This is a messenger RNA of Branchiostoma belcheri (Belcher's lancelet), 1239 nucleotides long. RefSeq lists its product as uncharacterized. NCBI's taxonomy places the organism in Eukaryota, Metazoa, Chordata, Leptocardii, Amphioxiformes, Branchiostomatidae. The record is from RefSeq and is a predicted model, not a curated record. The transcript has 9 exons. The coding region runs from base 15 to 893 and encodes 292 amino acids.
ACUUCCAUUCCAAAAUGGCCGCCGCCACGGAACGCGAAAAGGCAGAGAAGAAACGUCUUCAGGCCUUCCUGGGAGAAAUCCUACGAGUUGGAGCCAUCAAGGGAUUUCAGUACUUCACUUUGUACUUAAGGGGGAGAGAAGAGCUGCUGUGCAGUAUCAUCAACGAACUUAAGCCUGAAUCAGGAGUGCCCCUGAGUACCCACAUCUCCACUGAGAAGUCCUCAGAACUGCCGCUCAACAAGUCAGAAAAACAAGGGAGUUCACUUAUGCUGUCCAUCGGAACUCAACAAAGGUUGAGUGGUCUGGCACAUAUGAACAUUGGGCUGCCUCCCGCCUCACCAAGUGACAAAGAGAUAACUCCUGUGGCUCCUGACCAGACCCUGUUCCUGAUCGCUGGUUAUGCCAGGUACAACUGUCCGUACGUGUGGAUCCGGUCUCAUCACCACCGCCUGGUCAACCUCACACACGCCUCCUCAGCCGACAAGGACAACCCCCUCAAACUCAAUGCUACCAACAACUGGGGACGAGAAGAAAUCCAUCUCUGGGACAUCCUUGCCGAGCUAGUCCACCUCUGCACAGUACCGGCACCGCGCAACCCCUUCGCUUUGGACCUGGUGUACUUCCAACAGCUUCCUCUGGCAGAUCGGGUGACAAGUACAGGUGCCAUGGUCUGGCUUCUGCAGCAGAUUCUGAAGAGUUCUGGGAACAAGGAGUACACUGGGAAGGUAUUUGAGGACCUCCACGACGUCACAAAGCUACACUUCCACAGCAUGCAGCAGUGGGCACGGGAGAAGUUGCCUCAACAACAACAACAACAACAACAACAGAGACCAGCUGGGGGAGGGUACAGACCAGGUGUCCAGCGAGGCCCAACAGCAGUCUAUGGGUACUAGUGAUGGAGUAGAACUGAAGAAAUCUGCCUGCAAAUUUCACUUUCAGAAUACUAUAAUAGAGUGGCCUAUGUUACACAGUUUCUCCUGUCAGGGGCUGAUUGCUUUGCUCACGUACUUGCUGAGGCAGUGCACAGUUUAUUUUCUCACACAGAAACCUUGACUUGCAUGGCGGAGUGCGAGAGAGGGUAUUUUCUAUCCUGGCUCUUAUCCCUUUUGUCAUCUUGAUCUUAUAUAUAUUGCACUGAAAAUAAAGCAAAGGAGCUGAAAAGUACUUAAUGGCAUCUUAAUUAGAAAGUUGUCAGUAUGUGUAACUUUUGUGAUGCUUCACAGUUAUGCAAUUUAUGAU